Sinocyclocheilus grahami is the source of this 1137-nucleotide messenger RNA. RefSeq names its product nudix (nucleoside diphosphate linked moiety X)-type motif 5 (gene nudt5). The coding region runs from base 269 to 919 and encodes 216 amino acids. Lineage: Eukaryota; Metazoa; Chordata; Actinopteri; Cypriniformes; Cyprinidae. Gene Ontology annotation, cellular component: nucleus. The transcript has 10 exons. The record is from RefSeq and is a predicted model, not a curated record. Gene Ontology annotation, biological process: nucleoside phosphate metabolic process; ribose phosphate metabolic process. Gene Ontology annotation, molecular function: ADP-ribose diphosphatase activity.
AUAUUAGUCCGUUAUAUUAGUUUUUCUUCAAUAUCAGUGGCCAGAUUGACAAUAUAACGUAUACAACGAUAACCCGAUCCACUGCACAAAAAGGGGAGGAACUGUUUUAGCGGCACACAAGUAGGCAGAUACUUACUGAACAUGUGACUACUUGAAAGAAAACUAACUCAAAUAGAUCGAUCACUUGAGACUUUUUUGACAUACUUUACGAUUUGUCAGAUUACUGCAGCUGUUCCAGAGCUUAAACAUCACUGAUCGCCUGCACAACAUGAGCUCUCCGAAGAAAGCGACUGCUGAACCUCAUGUCAUCAAAGAGGAGCUGAUAGCCAGUGGAAAAUGGGUGAAGCUUGAGAAGACUACAUAUGUGGAUCCAUCUGGAAGCACCAGAACAUGGGAAACAGCAAAGAGAACAACCCGAGUCGCUAACAGCGCAGCCGAUGCUGUAGCAAUCAUAGCCCUUCUGAAGAGGACUCUUCAUAAAGACUGUGUUGUAAUGGUGAAGCAGUUUCGUCCACCCAUGGGAUGCAACACACUGGAGUUUCCUGCAGGUCUGAUAGAUGACAACGAGACCAUUGAAACUGCUGCUUUGAGAGAACUAAAGGAGGAAACGGGUUACAAAGGGGAGGUGGUGGGCGUCACUCCAGUCACAUGUUUAGACCCGGGCUUGUCUAACUGCACCACACAGAUGGUGAUGGUACAUAUCAAUGGAGAUGACCUUGAAAAUAUAAACCCCACUCAGCAGCUGGGUGACGGAGAAUUUGUGGAGGUUAUUCUUCUACCUCUGGAUGAGUUUCAGCAAAAAAUUGAUGAGCUACUGCAGAAAGAGAAAAUAGUGGUGGACUCUAAGGUGUAUAUUUAUGCUAUGGGAAUGUCGCAGGCCUUCUUUAAACCCAGAGAGUUACCUGUGCUGAAGCAGUGAGAUGCACAAAUCUGUCACCUGCAAUACACUAAAGACAGACUGUCGUGAGCUCAUCAGAGUGAUGAAAUCUACCAGUGCUUGACCAUGGCCUUACUGUUUUACAGCGGUUGCCUGAACAUUCCUAAUAAACGAACAGUACUUAAUUAAGAGGUAUUCAGUGUUUGCACAGUUUUACAAUUCAUUAUUAAAUAUAUAGGAACCAAACUAAAAGUGUAGGU